Messenger RNA from Lactuca sativa (garden lettuce), 1330 nucleotides. Its product is annotated as bZIP transcription factor 11. NCBI's taxonomy places the organism in Eukaryota, Viridiplantae, Streptophyta, Magnoliopsida, Asterales, Asteraceae. Gene Ontology annotation, molecular function: transcription cis-regulatory region binding; DNA-binding transcription factor activity. The record is from RefSeq and is a predicted model, not a curated record. Gene Ontology annotation, biological process: positive regulation of DNA-templated transcription. Gene Ontology annotation, cellular component: nucleus.
AUUUUCCUAUAAAUCCACCCCACAAUCCUUCCCAAGCCUCUUCCCCCUCUCCUUCUUCUCCUUCUCAGAUCCUUAAGAUCACCACUUUCUUCUUUCAUCACUUGUUGAGGCUUUUCUUAACACCUUCUUUCAGUUCUCCUUUUCCUUCGAUUUCUCCUCUUGUUUUCCGGUUUUUUUUCCUUUUCAUUCUAGGUGUUGUUAAAAGAAAAUCAACAUUAAUGUGCAAUCUAUUGUUGUUGUUGUUUGAAAUACAUGUCUCAAAUUCUCAGUGAAUUGUUUCUUUCUGGGUUUAUGAUCAAUUCCACAUAUAGACGCAGGACACAUUUAGUUCAAUCGUUUUCAGUUGUCUUCCUGUACUGGUUCUAUUACAUUUCAUGAUUAUUGCUCUGUUUUUCCUUACUAGAUUACUAUAAACUAGCUUUUUACGAAUUUACAUCUAUAUCUUAUAUAUAUAUAUAUAUAUAUAUAUAUAUUUAAUAGAUAGAUAAAUCUAAAUAAUAAUAAUAAUCAAUUUGAAGCUCUAUUACCAUCUGGGUUCUGUUUAAAAUCUUCAUUUUCUCUCUUCGAAUCUGCAAUUUCAAACUUGAAGGUAUUCUAAUGGCUUCCUCUAGUGGUACGACAACAUCAUCAGGUGGUUCAUACCCAAUUCAGAACUCGGGGUCUGAAGAAGAUCUUCAGCAAUUGAUGGAUCAGAGGAGGAAGAAGAGAAUGAUUUCGAAUCGUGAAUCUGCAAGGAGAUCUAGAAAGAGGAAGCAAAAGCAUCUGGAUGAUCUCACGAGUCAGCUGAAUCAACUCAGGAAAGAGAACAACCAGAUCAUAUCAAGCGUCAGUAUCACCACCCAGCAUUACAUAAGCGUGGAGGCGGAGAACUCUGUUCUGAGAGCUCAGGUGGCGGAGCUCAGCCACCGGCUACAGUCUCUGAACGAGAUGAUCGCUUUUAUGUACCAACCUGUCGACACCGGUUGUGGGUUUGAGGACGAGCAAUACGGCGGCGGAGGUGGCACUGAGUUUGUCGACGAGUUCAUGAAUAACUCACUGAGUUACCUUUAUGCAAACCAGCCUAUUAUGGCUUCAGCAGACAUGAUUCAGUACUGAGUCAGAUGUAAAUCUCCUAAAAGUCUUGAAAAAAAAUUCAGAUUUGGUGAUAGCUUGGGUGUGUUAGGGUGGGGUGGGGUGGGUGGAAUAAAGAUUUGUGAACAAAGGAAGAUGUAGAUUUUUGUGAUGAUUUAUGGGUACAAAGAGCUAUGAUUGUAAUGGGUCUUUCUUGUAGAUGGCAUUAUUGUCACUAAUAAUAUUAAUAUUAAUAUUAUCAUGAUUAUUAAGCUAUUAA